Messenger RNA from Myxocyprinus asiaticus (Chinese sucker), 3101 nucleotides. It is a transcript of the gene msi1b, whose product is annotated as musashi RNA binding protein 1b. Gene Ontology annotation, molecular function: RNA binding. Lineage: Eukaryota; Metazoa; Chordata; Actinopteri; Cypriniformes; Catostomidae. The record is from RefSeq and is a predicted model, not a curated record. The transcript has 14 exons. Gene Ontology annotation, cellular component: cytoplasm. Bases 46 to 1092 code for a protein of 348 amino acids.
GCCUCCUUUCUCACGCCACACUCGGACGGGACACACAGCCUCGCGAUGGAGUCGGAAGGCAGCCAGAGUAACCUGUCCUCAUCGGACUCUCCCCACGACCCCUGCAAAAUGUUCAUCGGUGGUCUGAGUUGGCAGACUACGCAAGAGGGUUUGAAAGACUAUUUCUGCAAGUUUGGUGAAGUGAAAGAGAGCAUGGUGAUGAGAGAUCCAGUUACAAAGCGCUCGAGGGGUUUUGGAUUUGUCACAUUUGUUGACCAAGCCGGUGUGGACAAAGUUUUGGCCCAGAACAGACAUGAGCUGGACUCAAAAACUAUUGACCCGAAGGUUGCCUUCCCACGGCGAGCCCAGCCUAAGUUGGUGACUCGGACAAAGAAAAUCUUUGUUGGAGGCCUGUCAGUGAACACAACUAUUGAAGAUGUAAAACAGUACUUUGACCAGUUUGGAAAGGUGGAUGAUGCAAUGCUUAUGUUUGACAAAACAACCAACAGGCACAGAGGGUUUGGAUUUGUGACUUUUGAGAAUGAAGAUGUAGUGGAGAAAGUCUGUGAGAUACACUUCCACGAGAUCAACAGCAAGAUGGUGGAGUGUAAGAAGGCCCAACCCAAGGAAGUGAUGUCACCCACAGGCUCUUCAAGAGGUCGUGCUCGUGUCAUGCCUUACGGGAUGGAUGCCUUCAUGCUUGGCAUAGGAAUGCUAGGGUAUCCAGGGUUCCAGGCAGCAACGUAUGCCGGUCGCAGCUAUACUAGUCUUACACCAGGAUACACAUAUCAGUUUCCUGAAUUCCACUUAGAGAGGACCCCUCUCCUGACAUCACCUCACCCCCCUGAGCUCACAGCCAUUCCUCUAACGGCAUACAACCCCAUGGCAGCCGCCGUAGCAGCAGCAGCUGUGGUCAGAGGCUCCACUCCUCGCUCAGCUGGGUUUUUAGGUACCAGCAGUCCUGGGCCAAUGGCAGACCUGUAUGGAACGGCCAAUCAGGACUCAGCAGUCAGCAGCUAUAUCAGCGCUGCAAGUCCUGCACCUAGCACUGGAUUUAGCCACAGCCUUGGGGGCCCUCUGAUUGCUACGGCAUUUACUAAUGGCUACCACUGAAAUGUAAUAUGAGUAAUAGGUACAAUAAGGUUUUUUGUUCCUACGUCUUCCCUAAAUCUUAAGGAAAGAUUUUUAAAGUGUGUUCUGAUUGGUCUCAAUCAGAUAUAAUGGAUGCACUCUAUGUCCUGCAGGGUUUUAUUGUUAUAUUCUCAAGCUGUCUUUAAAUGUUUUUUUAUCAGAUGGAUCAGCCCUACGCCAGACUCAUACUGAUGUGAUGGUGGCUGUAACACUGUUAAUGUGAUGUGACAUAUUUACUGUUUUACGAAUAACUGUCUUAUCAUUCUCACAUCAACUAACCUCCUCUCUUUUUGCGUCUUUCUGAAUAUUUUUUUUCUCUUAGUUGUUUGAGGUUUUGUCUUUUUUGUGAUUACUUUAUAUACAUGCUCCUGCAGGCAUGUUGUAGGUUUGUAAAUGUAGAAAAAUCUUUCCACUCUUAUAAGAGCAAUAAUCUGUGUCUGAACUAUGGAUCUUUGUAGUGUAUUGAACUAAGACUAAAUCAGUUUCGGAUGCAUUUGGUACAUUUUUUACUGAAGAAUAUAGUGAUGUCCAAUUGUAUAUUUUGUUAGCUUUGCAACUGGUCUUAUUACAUUGAUAAUGAAAAUAGUAGUAAUUUUAACAAGAACAUAUUUCUCAGACUUAGAUUCAACCUUGUUUUGUUUUGGGGGUUUUUGUUUUGGUUUUUUUGUGUAAAAUAUUGUACAUACUGUCUUUUUGAUCUUGGUGAGAUCUGUAUUUCAUUGUGGGAUACAUCUGUCAGUGUGAUUAUGAAUGAGUUUUUUUUACACUCAAGAACAACAACACCUGAUAGUCGUUGUGUUUAAAAAGUUAUGUAUUUUUCAUGAUUUGAUGAACUUGAACUUGUUUUAUUUUGUUCGUUGUGUUUUUGUUGAAAGAAGGCAAUGUGAAUGAUGCAACUAUUGAAUGAGUGAGUGUGUGUGUGUGUGUGUGGGCGGGUUUGGGUGGUUUAUGAGGACAUUUUUAGGUUACAAACUGGUAAUUACAAGGGUAUUAUGCUAUAAAUACUAAACAAUGUUUUUUGAAAAUGUAAAAAUGCAGAACGUUUUUUGUGAGGGUUAGGUUUAGGGGUAGGGUUAGGGUUAGGGGAUAGAAUCUAUAGUUUGUACAGUAUAAAAAUCAUUAUGUCUAUGGAGAGUCCUCAUAAGGAUAACCGCACCAACGUGUGUGUGUGUGUGUGUGUGUGUGUGUGUGUGUGUUAAGUACGCAGGUUAAAAACUGGUUGCAAGAGAGUGAGUGCAUGCUGUCAUGAUUGAAUGUAUUAUCUUUAGUAAGAUGAUUUAAAAUGUGAAUUUUAACCCCCCUGUCCCUCAUGUCCAUACUUUUACAUUACUUUUACCAAGUUUAUAUUCAUAACACAGUUCCGUUCAACUCUUUUGGAGGUUUAAAGUCUUGUAAUAAUUGGAUAAUAAAUUUCCUUUAAUUAAAGAUUCACAACUGGUAAAUAUAACACUAAUAUAACAACACUGUUCAUGAAGUAAACAGGAUGACUGUUAAUAAUCAAAAGUAUUAUUGGUUCUUGUUUGAAGCCUGACCCUCUCUGAAAAAAAUGACAAUGUAAACUUGGAAAUUGUGAAGAAAAAAAUAUAUCAAAUAUCAGUGACAUUUAGGAAAUUCUACUUGACUUAAAGUUGUAUACAGUAAGUCACAGCACACCAGACGCAAUGCCUUUUUUAUUUACCUCACCUGUGGCUGCACCGCAUAAGAGACUAUACUCAAAACCACCCACACUCUUUCAUUGAUUCCCUUUUCUGAAAGCAUGCACUGACCAUCCCCACAUAUAAAUCUCUAUUCCUAAUGCAUUGGAAGUUUAAAAGAAAAUACAAUGAAACAAAAUAUUUCUAUCAGGGUGAACCAGCAUUAACUUGUUGAAGCACAUCAUAUGACUUGUGCAUUAAGUCUCCAAAUGGUGUUGCGUAGGAAAUAGCACAUGCUAGUCUUUUUCGAUACCACACAUUUUGUCUGUUCUGUCAAUAAAUUGUUUAUUCAUUUUA